UGACCUUCCAACCUUACUUGAGGUCAAGCGACGAGGAUUGAACUCUCGUUGCCAACUGACUGGAAAAAUGCCGGAAAAGGAUAACGCGGCGAGCAGUGGCGGCGGGGACGAAACCGGCCCGGGCUCCGGCGACAUCUGCCGAGACUUCCUGCGCAAUGUGUGCAAGCGCGGGAAACGCUGCAAGUUCCACCACCCGGAGGUCAACGGUGCGUCCGAGACCUCCUCCUCCCCCUCCUCCUCCUCUUCCUCCGACGACCGGCUCGUCAGCAAAGUGGGGAUUCCCGUCUGCUGGGACCAUUCGAAGGGCGAGUGCCAGAGAGGAUCCAAGUGCAAGUUCCGCCACGAGCACGAGAGCGCGACCUGCUUGUCGUGGGACCAGGUCUACUCCCCCUCGGUGCGUCGCUACGACCCGCACAGCGACCUGUACGAGAGCGAGCGGUACGAGGAGUACGCCCACAUCCUGAAGCGGAGGCGGGUGGAGAGCAUGCGCUUCGAGGCGUACGACUACGGGAUGCCACGUCCUUACCUGGCGGACUGGAGGUUCCUGGAGGAGGAGAAUCUGAUGCUGAGGAACCGCAUUGAGGAGCUGAAGAAGCAGGCGUCCAACCUGAUGGCCACCAACGAGAUCCUCCUGGAGCAGAACGCUCAGUUCCGCAACCAGACCAAGGUGGUGACGCUGACCUCGGGUCCAGCCGACCCACCCACCGUGGGCACCGUCACCAACUACAACCACAGCAUCGUGCAGACGCACACGGCCCUGGGGGCCCAGGGCCUCCAGCCGCGAGCCAUCUCCCAGCAAGAGCUGGUGGCCUCGGCCUCGCCCGCCGUGCCCCCCGCCAACCCCGACAUGUCGUCGCUCCCCGCGGCCCUGGCGCAGACCCUGGCUCAAGGUCUGGCACCCACCGUCUCCAUGGCGCCCGUCACGGUGUCCGUCACCCCAGUGGCCGUCACCAUCUCGCAGCCCAUCGCCGGCAUCACCAUGAGCCACACCACCACCCCCAUGGUCAGUUAUGCCAUCGCCUCCCAGGGCAUGAGGAUCACGCCCAUCCCUCACUGAGCUCAGAAAACCCUGGAACUCAACAUAGCGACCAGCCCGGGAUUUACCACACUGCUUCCGGAACUCCACAGGGGCCUCGAACACUCAAACCCCUUUCCAAACCCAUUCCCGAGUGUAAAUCCUUCCAGCGUGCCCAGUGGCUUUGUGAUUGCUUCCACCGUCCCCAACUCCUCCCUUCCCCGUUUGUAAUUCCGAAUUGUGACUUUCACUGUAUUAAAGCUCCCAUGGACCAGGUGGAUCUCAACCGAGAUUUGACUUCCUCCAUCACUAACGGACAAAAUGUUAAUGUGUUUGGGUGUCCACAUGUUGAGAGCUUACCAUCAGUGAGGUGUGAAAGUUUGUACAGGGUGUCCACAAAGUCCUGUUCCCCACUCCACCACCCCAAUGUGUUUUUUUUCUCUACAGAGCACUGACCAAUAGAUGAAAUGUGUAAGAAUGAUGAUAAUUGUAUUUAGAAGUUACUCCAUUGUAUUCAGUACAA
Molecule: messenger RNA, 1538 nt
Organism: Callorhinchus milii (elephant shark)
Lineage: Eukaryota; Metazoa; Chordata; Chondrichthyes; Chimaeriformes; Callorhinchidae
Product: zinc finger CCCH domain-containing protein 10-like
Exons: 1
Coding region: 68-1057 (329 amino acids)
Molecular function (GO): metal ion binding
Source: RefSeq, a predicted model, not a curated record